Messenger RNA from Choloepus didactylus (southern two-toed sloth), 659 nucleotides. It is a transcript of the gene NRG4, whose product is annotated as neuregulin 4. The record is from RefSeq and is a predicted model, not a curated record. The transcript is spliced from 8 exons. Lineage: Eukaryota; Metazoa; Chordata; Mammalia; Pilosa; Megalonychidae. Bases 206 to 550 code for a protein of 114 amino acids. Gene Ontology annotation, molecular function: chemorepellent activity. Gene Ontology annotation, biological process: intracellular signal transduction; nervous system development; animal organ development.
AAGCCCUGGGCUGCCCCACGCACCCUGGGCUCGCUUCGCCGGCGGCCGGUGGGGAUGAAGGUCAGCGCAGAAGAGUAGAGGCAAAGCAAAAAGAGUGUCCUUUUUAUUCUGCAAUCUAGAAGAAAAAAUCUCAUCCAAAGACAGAUCGAGUGCUGUUUUUCAACCCUAAUCUUUUGAACAAGAAUGAAACUAUUUAAAAAUUAAGAUGACAACAGAUCACGAAGAGCCCUGCGGUCCCAAUCAGAGGUCAUUUUGUCUGAAUGGGGGGAUUUGUUAUGUGAUACCUACUAUUCACAGCCCGUUUUGUAGAUGCAUUGAAAAUUAUACAGGAGCGCGUUGUGAAGAGGUUUUUCUCCCAAGCGCCAGCAUCCAAACUAAAAGUGAACUGUUUGCAGCUUUCGUGGUAGUGGCUGUUCUAGGAACACUUAUCAUCGGAGCCCUCUACUUCCUCUGCAGGAAGGGCCAUCUUCAGAGGGGCAGUUCAGCCCAGUAUGAUAUCAACCUGGUAGAGACAAGCAUCACCAGUACCCACAAUCAUGGAGACCACUGAAGAAACAUCAAAGUGAACCAAAGCCUUACUUCUGUUACAGAGGCAGAAAAUGAAACCCCGAAAGGACCCAUAUGGCCUUAUCCAAAGACAUUUUUGGUUGUCACAGCUG